Aphidius gifuensis is the source of this 2636-nucleotide messenger RNA. RefSeq names its product serine palmitoyltransferase 1 (gene Spt-I). Gene Ontology annotation, molecular function: serine C-palmitoyltransferase activity; pyridoxal phosphate binding. Gene Ontology annotation, cellular component: endoplasmic reticulum. NCBI's taxonomy places the organism in Eukaryota, Metazoa, Arthropoda, Insecta, Hymenoptera, Braconidae. The record is from RefSeq and is a predicted model, not a curated record. Gene Ontology annotation, biological process: ceramide biosynthetic process; sphingosine biosynthetic process. The coding region runs from base 825 to 2243 and encodes 472 amino acids. The transcript has 3 exons.
AGGCAACGUCACAUAACCACAAAUACUCCAAAAUAUUUUUCUAUCAAAAUUACAUUUCGAAUUUCGUCAUUAAAAAAUGAUAAAACAAUAAAAUAAAAAUAUUUAAAUAGCUAAUUAUAAAUUAAUAAUUUAUUAUUGAUAUUAUUUGACAUAUUAACUGACGUUUUUUUUUUUGUUUGGAGUAAUUUUUCAAGUCAAAAAAUAAUAUAAUAAAUAAUUUAACAAAAAAAUCUUACCUUGUUUGAAAAUUCAACAAUUAAUGUAAACUUUUGACUGUUUUUUUCGAUUUAAUAAUACUUUGAUUGUUUAAAUAUUGUUAAUAUGUCAAAUAUAUUAUUAACAAACACUAUUAUGACAACUAAUACACACUAAAUCAUUUGUGUCAUUUAUUUGGGGCGUCUGCCGGAUUCCGGAAAUGACUAACCUAGCCUUACCCAACAUUGCCUAACAUAAUGACAGGAGCAGCCAUCUUGAAAAAUGUGUCAAAAAAUACACUACGCAUGCGUUGCUAUUGUUUAAAAGAAAAAUAAAUAAAUAAACAAUUGAUUUAUUUACUUAUUGAGUAAAUAAAAAUAAAUUAUUCAACAAAGAAUAAUUUAUUUUUGUUUUUAUUUAUUAUUUUCGGCUAAAUAGAUGAAUAAAUAAUUUAAAAAUUGUAAAUUAUAUUUUCAUGGCGCCAUUUUUGUUUAUACAAGAAAAAAAUAAAUAAAAACAAUAUAAAUAAAUUGACAUUUUAACACGUUUUUAUAAAAAAUUUUAUACAUUAAAUUGUGUUGAUGAUUCAUCAGUAAUUAUUUGGCAAUAAAAAAUAGAAAUUUAGAAAAAUGAGUGACAAUUAUAUAUUAUUGGAGUCAAUUGGAUUUUUAAAUACAAUACCUCAGUAUCAAACAUUGGUCAAGGUAUUUGUUGGAUUAUGGUUGGUAUGGACAAUGGUAAAACAUUGUCGUCAAAGAGGUUCAAAUUCACAACCAACAAAUCUAGAAGUUGAAAGAAAAUUAGAGCAAUGGAAUCCAGAACCAUUGGCAUCAGAAAUUGAUCCAAAUCAUCCAUCACUUAGUCCACGUAUUGUAACAUCAAAAAUUGGUAAAAAUAUAAUAGUAAAUGGUAAAAAUUGUUUAAACAUUGGUUCCCACAAUUACUUGGGUUUUUUGGACAACAAAAAUAUUGAAAAUAAAGCAAUAUCAAUUAUUGAAAAAUAUGGAGUUGGUUCAUGUGGUCCUCGAGGUUUUUUUGGUACAACUGAUGUACAUCUAGAACUUGAAGAAUGUCUUGCUAAAUUUAUGAAUACUGAAGAGGCUAUUGUUUAUUCAUAUGGUUUCAGUACAGUUUCAUCAGCAAUACCAGCAUACAGUAAACGUAAUGACAUAAUAUUUGCUGAUGAAAAAGUUAAUUUUUCAAUACAAAAAGGUAUUGAUGCAUCACGUUCAACUGUCAAAUACUUUAAACACAAUGAUUUUAAUGAUUUUGAAAGGUUACUCAUUGAACAAAGCAAUGAAGAUUUAAAAAAUCCAAAAAAAGCUAUGAAAAUAAGAAGAUUUCUUGUUGUUGAAGGGAUUUAUAUGAAUAGUGGUUGUAUUUGUCCACUUCCUGAGUUUGUUGAAUUGUGUAAAAAUUAUAAAGUUAGAAUAUUCAUUGAUGAAUCAAUUUCAUUUGGAACAAUUGGUGCUACUGGAAGAGGUAUUACUGAACACUUUGGAGUACCUAGAAAUGAAAUUGACAUGAUUAUAGGUUCAUUGGAGUGGGCAAUUGGUUCUAUUGGAGGUUUUUGUGUUGGAUCAUCAUUUAUUAUUGAGCAUCAAAGAUUGGCUGGUCUUGGUUAUUGUUUUUCAGCAUCUCUACCUCCACUUUUAACAGCAGCUGCAACAACAUCUGUUAAUCUUAUGCAAUCAAAUCCAGCAAUGUUUGAUAAGCUCAAAGAUAAUUGUCAUAAAUUUCAUGAACUUUUGAGUAAUCUUAAACAUUUUGAGCUAUCAGCUUCACCUGAAUCACCAAUAAAACAUCUUUAUCUUAAAAAUAAAUUAACGAGAACACAGGAAUAUGAUAUUCUUAGAAAAAUAACUGAUUGUUGUUUGGAUAAUCAUUUGGCUGUUGUCAUGCCAGUUUAUCUUGAUAGUGAAAAAUAUUUACCACGUCAUAGUUUACGUAUUUGUGUUUCAAAUAUUUUUGAACAUAAUGAUAUUAAUUUUUCAAUUGAUGUAUUAGAAAAAUGCUCAAGUCAAAUCAUUCAAGUAUCGAAACAUUGAGAUUAUUUUUCUAUUUUGAUCCAUUAAAUUUAAUACAACGAUAUUUUUUAAUUCAUAAACAAUCAUGAUGAUUUAAUUGAUAUAUAUAUAUUUUUUUUUUAAACAAAUUUAUCCUUUUUGUAAAUUCGUUUAUAUUUUUACUCAAUGUAAUUUGCUCUCUUUAUUUUUUUUUUUACUAUUAAUCAGUAUUUUUAAUUCAUUAAUCGUGUUGCCAAAUUGUUUAUCUUAUUCAAAUAAUUUAUAGAUGCAAACCAGAGUUAAUAAUUAAAUUGACAACAUGUCUUCUUAAAUAUAAACAAAUAAAUAUUUCAAGCAAUCAUAAUUUUACUGAUUUCAAUUAUAAAAAAUAAAUUUUACUAAUAAAUAAAUAAUUAUCUUAAUGAAAAUUAAAUC